Molecule: messenger RNA, 519 nt
Organism: Cinara cedri
Lineage: Eukaryota; Metazoa; Arthropoda; Insecta; Hemiptera; Aphididae
Source: the annotation of a GenBank genome assembly
AUGAAAAGAUUUUUCGAAAGCGGAAGCUCAAAUACUAAAAAACAGAAAACACAGGCGAAUCGUAAAUAUGACGAUAGUUACUUACAAUUUGGAUUCGUUGUAAAAUUUGGUUCUGAGAAUUCUACUCCGUUACCUCAAUGUGUAAUUUGUCAAGAAACACUUUCGAAUCAAAGCAUGAAGCCAUCGCUACUUAAGCGCCACCAAUUAUCGAAGCAUCCAGAAACAGAAAAUAAACCUAUUGAAUUUUUUCAGAGAAAAGUUACUAUUUUCCGAAAGGAAUCGAAAUGCAUGUCUAGUUUUACGAACUUUAAUGAAAAUAUCGUUAAAGCAUCUUAUUUAGCAAGUUUAAUUAUUGCUAAAGAUGGAAAACCACACACAAUUGGGGAAACAUUAGUGUUGCCAGCAGCAAAAGAAAUCGUGCGAUGUGUUCUUGGAGACAAGGCUGCAAAAGAGAUAGAAAAAGUGUCACUUUCAAACGAUACAGUCAAAGAAGAAUUGAUGACAUGUCGUCGAAUAUAA